Messenger RNA from Cylicocyclus nassatus, 550 nucleotides. Lineage: Eukaryota; Metazoa; Nematoda; Chromadorea; Rhabditida; Strongylidae. The record is from the annotation of a GenBank genome assembly.
AUGGCUCUAGCAAGGUCAAGAGUUAUUUCUGAGUACACCAUCUACUUGGCGUGCGCAAUAAUUUGGUUAAUAACCAGUUCUUGGUUGCAAAAAGAUGUACGUGUGUGUCGAACCAGGAUUGCAACUGAAAAUCAGAAGUUUCAUGGAAACAUAUGUUCAAGUUAUGGAACUGCCAUACAAGUGCGAUACGUUUAUGAUCAAAAGCCAGGCUUUCACAAGCUAGGGUAGCUCCAACGGCUGCUGCUCGCUACCCGGUUGGGUGUUGCUCCCGGCCAAAAGGGCAUUUUGUAGAUGGUGUCUGAGACUUUUACUAGCAACUUACCUAACUACUUUACCGAACUCUUUCAUUAUUCUAACAUUUCGUUUGUUUGUAUUUGGCUAAAUUCCUGAUCAAUAAUUCUCUUACUCUAUCUCUCUAUCUUGUACAAUUGUUGUGCUUUGCAUAUAAUGAAAACUGAAAGUAUUUUGUUAUUUGCUGAAGUUGUGAGUUAAUCGUACAUUAGGUGAGGUCUAACAACACACCGAUUGGUCAAAGUAAAUAUUUACUUGA